CUCGACAUUUCGUUGGCUCAAUGGACCGAAUUGAUUUCGCCGAAUGGCACAACGCCGUAUGGCAGAUUCGGCGAACUCCGCCACAGCCAUGCGGGGUGAUGAUCUUUUCUAUACAAAGUAUCCCAGUCCCUGGUCGAAUGGACAAGAUUCCUCCAAGCUUUGCAUAUUAUUUUUAGAUUCCGCGCGGAGACUGGAAUUCUGGUGCCUUGGAUGAUCGACGGGGUUUGGAUAUAAAUUCCUUGGAUAUACAUUCCACACUCCAAGGGCACUCAUCUCUAUAACUUGAACACUUGUUGGAUUUGUUGCAUUUAAGGAUCUUACUACAAUGCGUUCAUUCUUCUUCCUAUCUGCAUUAACCCUGGCUGCAUCGGUUUCAGCCCAGGAUAUCGAUUCCAACGACGUCCCAUCUCAAUGCACAGAUGCCUGCGCCUCUGUUGUCAGUCUGACUGCCAGCUGCGACAAGUCCACCCACGACGAUGACUCGGCUGAGAGGAAGUGCGUCUGCGAUGAUCCUGAUGCGUCGCAGAGCGUUCCCAACUGCGCCGCCUGCCUCGACAAGUACAGCAAAGACGGCAAAGACAAUGAUGCAAAUGAUAUUGUCCGCAAGUGCUCGUUUGCCUCCACCACAUAUAACCCUACCAUGGCCUCUUCCACCAGCAGCCCUACCUCUUCUACCAGUGCGGCUGCCGAGUCGUCGACACCACCUUCGGCAGGCCAUUCAAUUGGGCUGGCACCGGGGCUUUUGGGAAUGGGAAUAGGCAUUGGCCUUUUGGGCUCGGUUGGGCUUUAAGUCUUGAGAAGCCGGUGGACAUUAGAACCCAUUAACAAUGCAAAUACAUUAUGACUGUGUCAGUGAUGUAGCCUAGAGUUGCUUUAAAUUAAUCUUGGCUCACUCUGGUUACCAAGUCCCG
Aspergillus versicolor CBS 583.65 is the source of this 911-nucleotide messenger RNA. RefSeq lists its product as uncharacterized. Bases 326 to 790 code for a protein of 154 amino acids. The record is from RefSeq and is a predicted model, not a curated record. The transcript has 2 exons. NCBI's taxonomy places the organism in Eukaryota, Fungi, Ascomycota, Eurotiomycetes, Eurotiales, Aspergillaceae.